Molecule: messenger RNA, 4005 nt
Organism: Closterium sp. NIES-67
Lineage: Eukaryota; Viridiplantae; Streptophyta; Zygnematophyceae; Desmidiales; Closteriaceae
Source: the annotation of a GenBank genome assembly
GCAAGUUGAGCGGAUCCAACGCGCGUUAUUCUAUUUCAGAUCGCGCCGUGUUUCACGGGCUCGACCUGAACGGAUUUAGGAAGCAAGCGGCUGCUGUCUCGAGAUUCGCUGGUUCCUAAACGUCCUCUUCACGAAUUCGUCCGCACCAGAGAAGCUACUCGAGAUCUUCGAUCGGACAUGUCGGCUUGACAUCUAUAGCUUGAAUCCCGAUCGCUCGAGUGCCGCUCGGAUCCUAAUAUACCCUUGUUGCGGCGAUCCCGUUCCUCAUCAACCAGUCGCGAGCCGCCGUGCCGCCGUGCCUCUAGAUUCAGCCAUGUCCCCUUACGCCCUUCUCCCCUCCGGCCUGCAUCGUAUAAUUCCUCAUCCGUCCACCCGUGCUCGUCACACCCCCUUCCGCUCGUCUCCGUCUCAACCCCGUCCCCAAUCAUCCACCACUCGUUCGCGGAUAACGAGGCUAGCGGAUUUUGAGUCUAGCGGGCUAGCGAGUCGGGUGAGUCCGAGUCUGCUGAGUCAACGGGCCGUUGACUGUCUAGCCCCGCCGCGAAGAGGGCGAUUCGUCGCGCCGUUUAACGCGCCCCGCCGGGUAAACGCGCCGCCCAGCGGCGAUCGUUUCUGCCUCCGAUACAAUCCGUCCCGUUUGAGCGCAACGGCCACGCGGUAUAGCCACGUCCCACGCUGUGCCAUGGCCAAACUGCCAAACGCUGCUGCUCCCCGCUCCCGCUCCCCUCCCCGCCGCUGCGCCUCCGCCGCCCCCGCUUCUUCCGCCUCCGCCUAUCGCACGCGCAAGGGGGGCAAAAGUUUAAGAACUCGGGCAGGUGAUAAAAACAUCAAGGGGGAAAGGUUGGAGGAGGAAGGAGCGACGCGGAAGGAGGAUGGGAGGGAAGGGGGGCAGGCGGAGGAGGAGAAGGAGGGGAAGGAGCGGGGGAGAAUACUGGCAGAGUUAGCGGGAAGGAUAAAGGUACUUCGGGGGGAUGAGGCUGAAGCGUCCUUAAAGGCUUUUUUUGAUGGUGGGAAAGAAACGGCAGGUAAAGAGACGGAAGCGGCGGGGCAGGUGAGGGGAUCGGAUGUGACUGCAACGGGGGAGAAGAACGGCGAGAAGGACGGGCAGGGCGGGCAGGAUGUGAUUAUAGGCGGGCAGGUGGUCCGUGUGACGCAAGAGGACAUCGAUAUAGCGGAGAUGAUCGACGCGCUUGAGAUGGCGUUUGAAAAGCUAGAGGAAGAAAGAGAUGCUGGUGAUGGUGAUGGUGAUGGUGAUGGUGAGGAGAAGGGGAGAGGGAAGGGGAAGGGAAAAGGAGAGAGGGAGGGGAAGGGGGAGGAGGAGCGGGGGGGAAAGCUGGACGGGAAGGGGGAGGGGGAGGGCAAAGCGGAAGCGGCGAAAACGGAGGGGAAAGACGGGGGGAAGCGGGAGGAGGGACGGGUGGAGGGGGACGAGGACGCAGACACCGAGGAAAUGGAGUACGAUAUAGAAAUAGACCUUGGGGAGCUAUGGCGAGACGUGGUGGUGCGCUGGCUGCUCUCCUGGAACCUAGGCGCGUCGUGGGAGGGCGACGUGCAGACUCUGACGGCGCUCUUAGAAGAGCUAUAUACUAACGAGGUUUUGGUGAUGACACAGGAGAGGGCGAAUGAGGCCAUGGCGGCCGCAGUGCGCGCCGGCACGAGGGUCUUCAGGGCGAAUCUGGAGAGAGAACUCGUUUGGUAUGAUGCGGAUGGGAAGGUUGUGACUGAAUGGACCGACGAGCGAGUGAGUGUCUACGUGGCCGGGACGCUUAGCCUGCUUUUGGAUAUUUCUAUCGAUGGGAAUACUGUACCGGCCUUCCCGCCCGCUGCUUUGAACUGGCUGGACGAGAGGGAUUUGCGGUCGGAAAUCUUCGGGCCCGGGGCAGCGGUGGACAUUGUUACGUGCGUGCCCGGGCCGUUUGGCGGUAAAGUUUUCGCGUUUGAGCUGCCCGAGGGGAGAGAGGCAGGGGAGGUGUACGCAGCUCUAGAUGCCCGGCUAAGAAAAAGGUUUCCAGGGCUCGAGGUCUCGUUAGACUCCAUGCAAUAUGCGAUGGAUGUGGGAGACGAUAUGUUCAAGGGAGGGGGGGAUGGGUCCGGGGGAGAGAACGACAGAGAGGGAGGGUGGGGCGGGGGGGGAGGAGGAGGAGACGGAGGGGGAGGAGGAGGGAAUUGGAACGAGUGGGAUCAAUUCCAAACGGGCAACGCACCCACUUUCUACAACGCGGGAGCGGCUUUUAUCGUCCGGAGAGACGUGUUCCUCCAGCCGGGGCUCCCCCUCGCAGUCACUGCCUUUGCCUCAGCCUUCACUCUCCUCUCCCUCAAAUCCCUCCUCCAGCCAGACUUAGCCCUCUCUUCCCCCUCAGAUCUCGCCUGGGCGCUUCUGGGCCUAUACGCGGGAGUAUCCGCCACUGCUGCCGCCACCAUCGCAGCGCAGUACCUCUGGGCUUGGUCGUAUCGAAAGGAGUCUGACAAGCCUCCCUCACCGCUCUUCUUUUUGCCGCUCUUUGCUCCUGAUGUCGGUCUUGUCACUCUAGUGACUCAGAUCGUUGCUCCGAUUCCCUCCCGCACUGCCCUCCUAGAUCUCACCCUUCUCUCCUCCUCCGCCUCCAUCCUCGCCUCCUUCGCUCUUCUCCAAGCCUCCGCCGCGUUCCCCUUCCCCCCCGCGCCCUUCUCCUUUCCCUCCGACCUUUCCUCUUUAGGGUUCGACCCCGCGGUUUCCAAAGUAGCGGCAGCGGCGGCGGCGGCGGCAUCAGCAGCAGGGGGGUCUGUUCCAGGGGUUAUCCCGGUAAACCCGGGGCUUCUGCAACAUUCUGCACUGCUACAUGAAUUGCUGAUUCGUCUCUCGACAACGGUAAUCAGGACUCCUGAUCCUGCCCAAGUCCAGGCAGCUGCAGAGGCAGCAGCAGCGGCGGCGGUGGCGGCGGCAGCAGCAGCAGAAGCAGCAGCAGAGUCUGCAGCAGCAACCGCAGCGGCAACCGCAGCAGCAGCAGCAGGGGCGGCUGCAGGGGCGGCAGACGCAGCGGCAGCGGCAGCUGAUGCAAUAGCAGCACUGGCUGCAAGCUCAGGGCUCACAAAUUUCAACAGUGAAAUCGCAUCCUCCUUUGCUUCUAGCGUUCUCAACACAGCCAGCGGCAGCAGCAGCAGCAUCACAACCACCACUAGCACUAUCACCAGCGGCAGCGGCGGCGGCGGGGAGGACAUCAUUGCGACGAUUAGCGCAGCUGCUGCUGACAUCAGCAAUACCAUCUUAGCCACAGCCAGCAGCAGCAGUAGCAGUGUUGAAACCCUAGUCAUCCACCCUCUGGCGUUGGCCGGGCUCCUCGGGCUACAUUUCUCAGCCAUCUCCCUGCUCCCGGCUGUCGGCCUCCCAGGGGGGGAUAUCCUCUACUCUCUCUUCCGCGACCCAGUCGUGCUCUCUCUCGCAACCACCACUGUCACUAUCCUCCUCCUCUUCUCCAUCCCACUCAACUUCUCGUGGGUCUGGCCGCUGCUCUUCCUCCUCCUGCCGCUGCUCGCCCUUGCCAAGAUCAAGAGACCAGUGUCGGAGGCGAUCACGGCCCCGGACCCUGUGCGAGCGUGUCUGGGGGUGGGGCUGCUGCUGGCAGGGGUGGCGGUGAUUCUCCCUGCACCGCUGUUUGAGCUUGUGUUUGGGGGGCCGGCUGGGCCCGUGGCAGAGCAGAUCCUGAUUUCCCUGGGGCUGGUGUGAGGGGCGUGGGUGGGUGGGUGCAUUGUUUGUGUGGGUCUACUUGUGUGGUUUCAGCAGGAGAGAUGAGGAGUCUCUGGGGUGAGGGUGGCACCAGUUACUGGUAGUACCGUAGCAGGUAAAUGCUUGUGAAAUGCGGUGCAGGGAUGGUGCGAACGAAGAGCUCUUCAAUCGUGGUAAACAGAAUGAUACCCCUGAGGCGAAGAGGUGAGGGAAGGUGAGGUACUGUAGCAAUGGAUGGAAUAAUAGGUGUAAGGCGGCAUUUUGAAAUCAAGUAAUUUUAUGCAACUGUUGACCAUUAGCUG